Miscanthus lutarioriparius is the source of this 1068-nucleotide messenger RNA. The record is from the annotation of a GenBank genome assembly. Lineage: Eukaryota; Viridiplantae; Streptophyta; Magnoliopsida; Poales; Poaceae.
AUGGCGGGCGCAGCGGCGGGUCGGGGCGACUGGGAGGACCUGGUGCGCCGGAUGUUCCCGCCGGGGACCACCAUCCCGGAGGCGCCGCCGAACCUCGACUACUCCAUCGCGCUGGAGUACGACGGGCCGGACGUCUCGUACGAGCUCCCGCGGAUCGACCCCGUCUGUCUCCCCGCCAUACCCACCGCCGAGCCGGUCUCGGGGCCGCUGGGGCUCGGCCUCGGCGGCAGCGGCGUCGUGCUCGUCGCGCCCGUCAUCGGCCCCGCUGCGGCCCGUGCCCGUGCCCAUGCCAACCCGCCGGCGCCGGGGGCGUCACGGCCUGGUGGUGCUGCUGCUCACCGUGCCGCGGCGCCGCCUGCGCGGGCGAGGAGGGGAAGCUCGCCGUCUGCCGGCCUGCUGCGCCCGGAGGGAAGGCGGCCUCAGGUGGUCACCUUUGGGGAGCCGGAGGAUAGCAGGUACGAGAGCCAGGACUUCGACGCGGCGUCCGCCGAACAACAGUACGUCGCGGUGACGAGGCCCGCGGUCGAGAGGAAGGGGAGGAGGACCUGCUGCCACCGGUGCGGGAAGAGCAAGUGGGAGAGCAAGGAGUCGUGCAUCGUCUGCGACGCGCGCUACUGCGGCCACUGCCUGCUCCGCGCCAUGGGGUCCAUGCCCGAGGGCCGCAAGUGCGUCACCUGCAUUGGCCGGCCCAUCGACGAAGCCAAGCGCCCAAGCUCGGCAAGGGCUCCAGGGUACUGGCGCCGCUUGCUCAGCCCCCUGGAGGUCAGGCAGAUCCUCAAGGUCGAGAAGGAGUGCCAGGCGAACCAGCUCCGGCCUGAGCAGCUCGUGGUCAAUGGUUUCCCUCUUCAUGAUGAGGAGAUGGCGGAUUUGCUUAGCUGCCAACGGCCUCCUGGGAAUCUCAAGCCUGGAAGAUACUGGUAUGAUAAGGAGUCAGGAUUGUGGGGAAAGGAAGGUGAAAAGCCAGACAGGAUUAUUAGCACUAACCUCAACUUUAACGGAAAGCUUCAGCCUGAUGCUAGUAACGGCACCGCCAGGUUUUCAUUAACGGACGGAAAUUACAAAGAUUGA